Messenger RNA from Oenanthe melanoleuca, 1342 nucleotides. It is a transcript of the gene ZFAND2A, whose product is annotated as zinc finger AN1-type containing 2A. Gene Ontology annotation, molecular function: zinc ion binding. Gene Ontology annotation, cellular component: cytoplasm; endoplasmic reticulum. Gene Ontology annotation, biological process: proteasome-mediated ubiquitin-dependent protein catabolic process; protein targeting to ER. Bases 673 to 1200 code for a protein of 175 amino acids. The transcript is spliced from 6 exons. The record is from RefSeq and is a predicted model, not a curated record. Lineage: Eukaryota; Metazoa; Chordata; Aves; Passeriformes; Muscicapidae.
GCCUUCAAAGGAUUCACCUUGGGCAGUAGAAGAGCCCAGCUGUGGCUCCAUCCAAGGUGGAUCCAAGAUAGAUGCUGGGUCAUGAGUUUUCACACUUUUAGUACUUUUGGUCUAUUUACAUAUUAGGGUUACUUGUCCAAUGACAGCUCCAGGUUAUGCUGAGAUGAGUCCCAUCCUCUCAGAUUCUCUCCUCAAUUUGCUGUUGUUUACACGUUUUGGACCUGAAUGGUGUCCCUGGUUCUCAGGCUGGAUAAGGAUUGUUUUUUCUGACUGAGCUGUGAAGAGAACUUGCUGACACUUUACAUGAAGUUCAGAGUCACACUCCACUGCAGUGCAGAAUCUGGGAAACAUGAAGGUUAAACCAAAGGCAUCACCCUUGCCCUGUGCCCCAGGUCUUUUCCCACCCCAGCGCCCAUCUCCACCUUUAUCCCGAUUUCCCUCCUUAUCCUCAUUCCAUCCCCAGGCCCCGCCCCCGGCCGUGACUCAGCCGCCCCCCGCCCUCCCAUUGGCCGCUGGCGGCGCACGCGGGGCCGCGCCAUUGGCUCUGGCGGCCGUGACGUCACGGCGCGGCGGGAGCGUGACUCAGCACGUGUGCGCGCUGACUCAGCACCGGGCGCCGAUAAAGGCGCGCCCGCCGCGGGAUUCGGGAUUUUGUGGCUGUCCCGCCGUGCCAUGGAGCUGCCGUGGCUGGGCGAGCACUGCUCCGAGCGCUCCUGCAAACAGCUGGAUUUCCUUCCUCUGAAAUGCGAUGCAUGUGGGGAAGUCUUCUGUAAAGAUCACAUCCGCUAUGAUGACCAUAAGUGCAGUUCUGCCUACAAGAAAAAUGUGCAGGUCCCAGUGUGUCCCCUCUGUCACACACCUAUCCCAGUGCAGAAGGGAGAAAUCCCAGAUAUUGUGGUUGGAGCCCACAUAGAUAAGGACUGCAAAUACAAUCCAGCACAGCAGAAGAUCUUCACAAACAAAUGUGUAAAGCCAGGCUGCAAAAGGAAAGAGAUGAUGAAGUUGGUUUGUGAACAGUGUGGUGGCAGCUUCUGCAUAAAACAUCGGCAUCCUCUGGAUCACGACUGCAAAGGGAGCAGCCAGCCCAUCUCCAAGGCAGGAUAUGCAGCUCUGAUGAGAGCAGCUCAUUCCACCUUCAAGUCCCCGGCAGCAACUGGAGUGCCAUCUAAUGGGAAUCGUCAGCACAACAGGUGCAGAUAGUAGAGGCUCUUCACAUCUGGAUCAAACCUUUAUUUUAAAGUUAUUUUUUUCUCUCUCUUUAAAUUUCUAUGCAAUUAAUUUAUUUUUGUAUUGUAAUUUUGUAGGCAUUCAAUAAACUGUUACCCUUUCUAAGCCAACAUAA